Molecule: messenger RNA, 1092 nt
Organism: Nelumbo nucifera (sacred lotus)
Lineage: Eukaryota; Viridiplantae; Streptophyta; Magnoliopsida; Proteales; Nelumbonaceae
Product: RNA-binding protein Y14-like
Biological process (GO): RNA processing
Cellular component (GO): nucleus; cytoplasm
Molecular function (GO): mRNA binding
Source: RefSeq, a predicted model, not a curated record
AGUGCCCGACUUUUAUACCCGAUACGAAAGUAUGAAACAUUGAAACCCUGCUCUUCUAAUAUCUUCUCUCUCCUUACGUCCGUUCUCCGAGGCGAACAAAGAUAAACCAAAAUUUAGUGGGAAAGACGACUCGAGAAGCACAGAUCAAGUAACAGAGAAUGGCGGCCGCAGAUGUUGAAGCUGUAGACUUCGAGCCCGAAGAGGAUGAUCUCAUGGACGAAGAUGGGGCCGUCGAUGUCGAAACGUCACCUAGAGCUCCUCUCCCCAAGCUCAAAUCUGCCAUCACCGGUGGGUCGUCCUCCUUCUCUGCUCCAAAGAAGACCAAAGGUAGAGGUUUCCGAGAAGAAACAGAUGCUGAACGUAACAGUCGUUUUGCCGCGAACAAUUUCGACUCCUUGGACUCGGAUGGCGGCCCUGGUCCCCAACGAUCCAUUGAGGGGUGGAUCAUUUUGGUUACUGGAGUACAUGAAGAGGCACAAGAGGAUGAUCUCCAAAAUACCUUUGGUGAAUUUGGGGAGGUUAAGAACUUGCAUCUAAAUCUUGAUCGUCGCACAGGAUUUGUCAAGGGCUAUGCACUAAUUGAAUAUGAGAAUUUUGAGGAGGCUCAGGCUGCCAUAUCUGCAAUAAAUGGAACUGAGCUUCUUACCCAGACCAUCUAUGUUGAUUGGGCCUUCAGCAAUGGACCUUUCAAAAGGAGGAACAUGAGGAGGAGGUCACCCCGUGGGCACCGAUCAAGGAGUCCUAGGAGGAGGUAUUGAGACUGACUCAAAGUCAUAUGGGCAUUUGGUUUUUGGUGUGGGACUGGAAUCUGGAUUCGUGCUGAAUGAAUUGGGUUGAUACUACCGAUCAAAAAAAAAAAAAUUGGGUUGAUACUUGUGAGCACUUGAUUUGUGGUAUUUACUUUUUUUUAAUGCAUGCCUGGCUUGCAGUUUUCUGUCUAAUGCCCUGUCUUUGCUUUUGCUUUUCUUUUUUUAUCCCUUUCUCGAAAAGAUAAGUGUUUUUAGCCCUGAUGCUAUUCCCUCGGAAUAUAUUCAAAGUUUACACUUGAGCUAAAUACUAUGAAAUGUUACAGAUCCUUGUUGCCUGGAUUCA